Molecule: messenger RNA, 6017 nt
Organism: Microcebus murinus (gray mouse lemur)
Lineage: Eukaryota; Metazoa; Chordata; Mammalia; Primates; Cheirogaleidae
Source: RefSeq, a predicted model, not a curated record
UAUGCUGUUGGAAAAAUGGUGCCAAUAGACUUGCUCAACACAGGGUUGCCACAAACCUUUAAUUCGUAAAAAAUGUAAUAUUUGUGAAGUGCAAUAAAAGGAAGUGUGCUUGCAAUGUCUGUCACAUGGGCGUCCCCAUGCUGCUCACUAUCUGGCACAAGAUGGGAAUUUAAAGAACAUUUGUACCAUGAAUGGAUGAAGUUGGUUUAUGGUCUGCUCCUGGCUUAAAACCAUAUUUGAUUCAUAGUAAAGAUUCUAUACAUGAGAAUAGUUGCUGCUGUGAUUAUUUUUUGAGACUUUAGAAAGGAUUAAAGCCAGGAAAGAACAUAUUAAGCUGAAGUUUGAAGAACAAAAUUCCCCUCUCUGGAAGUUUUCAGGCAAAGGCCAACUCUUAGGGAGGUCACAGCAUAGAGUCCUGCCCAUGUUUGUACUCUGAGGCUACAUGAUCUAGUGGGACAUCAGACACCCCGUAGUUUCACUUGCUAUCCUGUGACUUUGCUUAAGACACUUUACUUUCCUGAGGCUCGGUUUCCUCAGUUCUAAAAACCUACUUAGUGGUGUAGCCAUGAAAAUGCAAUGAUAUAAAUCAUAGGAAACUGUGGAACAAAGCAGGUGCAUGCGGAGUGUAAGUGCUUAGUCAAUAUUUGUUUUCUUCUCUUCUAUUUCACUUCCUUCUUUAUGGUUUCCUGUUUUAUGAUACAGGCAAUAGUCUAUAUUAAUUGUAUUUAAAAUGAUUGUUUAUUGUAAUUUAAGGUGAAGAGAAAAUUCCUGGGUUGGGAAGAGGGAUUACAGUUCUGCAGUUUCCCAACCCUUUCUCUGCACAAAUAUAAUCACAGAAUUACACAAUCUGAGACCUGAAGGCAAUGUUUUCUUUUACUUAGAAUUUAAGGCAUGCAUGUUUGUAGCAAAUAGCUUCUCAGAACUUCUAAGAGCUAUUUAUGAACAAAUGAGUCAUGAAUCAGAGUUUCUUACAGUCAAUCAAAGUUGAUGGAGGGUAACCAAUUACAUAACUUAUUUCCUAGGGAAACUAAUUAUAUAUCACUUUUUUGUAAGAAGAUGGUAAAUGCCAAUUGAGAAGCUCAAGGUUAGCAAAACAGAAACAGAAGGUAAUGAUUGAUUUCUAUGUGAUUGCUUUAUGAUCACAUGCAGUAUAGCUGCCUUGUUCAUCAGAGACAAUGUAAAAUCCUCCCCUGUCCCUUCCCCCUUUCCAAUUCAUAAAAGUCAACAUUAUUUAAAAACAAAACAAGAAGUUUAGAAUUAGGAUAAAACCUAUCCAGUGAUCCAAUGAUUUUAGGGAAACAAAAUAUUUACUCAGGUGGUGGUUGUGGUGUUUUGGCUUUUUCUCAGCUGCUAUGCAUUUGUGAUUUUCACUUGUGCAAUACCACUUUAUUACUUGGAGCCAUUACUUCCCAUCUUUUGUUGUCAAUUGGGUCCUGAGGUUAUUCCAGCACCUGAAGAAAAGCCACCAUCUACCUACUUUUAGAGCUUUUAAGAUAAACCCAUAAACCGGGAGGAAAGCGAGUGAGUUACCGUUAUCAAUAUGGAAUGUGAGGUUUCCUGUGCAAUAGCACCACCGCUUCUAAGUCACCAUGGCUGGCACUUCUCAGAAUAAGGAAUGAUAUAAUAAAUAAUGUGUGUGUGAAGUGAAAGCUUUGAGCCAUGGAAUCAGCUAACAUUUAGAAUUUUAUUAGGGACAAACUGUCUCAGAUGUUCUUAGUGCUAUUACCCCCUUGUUAAAGCUGGUAAUUCUUGUUUUUAAAGCACUUUGGAGACACUCAUUGAUACAUGCUGAAAAAAAAUAGAUAUUCCUUUUUUCCUUAAAAACUUCCCAUGAGACUUUAGAACCAUAUAAGAAUAAUACUCUGAUUAUUCAAGUGGGUGGAUUUUACAGUCUUUAUUUUUUAUACUUUAAUCAUUUUAAGAGAUCUGAGCUUUCCUCACCACGAAGUGCAGACUUGGUGCUGUAUGAUUCCCUUGGUUAGGAGGAAGGGCAGAACCCACCAGAGACCCUGGACCUCUGUGGGCAGCUGCCUCCAUUAGCUCCUGGUAACACCAAUCAGCUCCUGACCUCAUUAUCAAAGUGGGAGGAGGUAAUACAAAAUCAGAGAGAUGGCCCAGAGUAAUGGCGGCCACCCAGAGCACCCACAGAGGGUGUUUAAACAGGACCAGUUGCAACCCUGUGCCUGUGAAUAAUUGCCAGGUGGGAGUAUAUGCUCAGUGUUGCCAGAUCCACCCAUUUAUCAGGAAAAGCUGGAAAUUAUCCAUGCUGUCUGUCUGCAUUCAAGGAAGGAAGAAGGACAAAAGGUAGGACCAGCCAUUUAUCAGCCAACACUUGCCCUGGCAACUCCUAACAGACUUCUACUUAAAUCUUAUUGGCUAGAACAGAUCAUGUGGUCACAUUAGUUGCAGAGGAGGCUGGGAAAGUGAAAGUGAGUAUUUAUGUCCUCAGCCAUCAUGGUAGAAAUAAUUCCAGUAAAGGAGGUUAGGACUUGUUGUAGGCCAGCUGAUUUGAACACUGCCUCCUAACAUGUAGAUAUUUUAUUGGCUCUAUUUUAAAAGAAAUAAAACAUGUCAGAUAUGGCCCACAGACCUUCAGUUUAUGACUUCUACAUAAGACAAACCCCCCAGCUAGCCCUGGUACUCUCUCUGCCUUUCAUUUCAAUAUUAUACUAUCUUCUGAUUCACUGGCUCCAGUCUUCUACCACCUAGGGCUUGCCUUGCUUUUUUUGUUGUUGUUUUCUCCAUGGAAUCCAUCUGUUGGAACAUUCUGUCUACAAACUCCUUUUGUUAGGUAAUAAUGAGUUUUCUCAUUUUAAAAAAUUCAACAAAGACUUGCAGAGCUGCCAAGCAAAGCCUCUGAUCAACACAAGAUAACCAGCAGGAAAGUUGGUAUAAUUCCAGACAGCAGUAAAAAAAAUAAAAUAAAAAAGACAUUUUAAUUAGUCUGUGCUGCUUUAUCUUGGGUAAAUGGAUACAUUCCACUAGGCCAGGGGUUACUAACUUUUUCUGUAAGAGACCAGAUAGUAAUAUUUUAAGCUUUGGGGGGCAUAAGGUCUUUUUUGUAACUAUUAAACUCUGCCAUUGUAGUGUAAAAGCACCUUGGACAAUAAGUGAAUGAACAGACAUGACUAUGUUCCAAUAAAACUUUAUUUAUAAGAAAAGGCUGUGGGUUGGAUGUGGCCAGCAUACCUUGUACAAGGCUUUUCAAGCUAUUAAAAUAUUUCACACUCCUGUGCCUCCUUUCCUAAACCUUUAGGAAUCCUGAUUGAAGACACCAAUUUGCAUAAUAAAUGUUGCCAUGAACCACUCUCAGCCUGACUGCUAAAUCCCUGCCCUUUGGAUUCCAACAACAUUCUUAGUAAUGAUGUCCCCACUUCCCUCUGCUAUAAAGCUCAUUCUUGAUGGCCUUGGUGAACAUUUGGGGCUUGACUUUCUCUAGAAGCUAGAUUAUUAGAAGAAGUUGAGGGCAAAAUCUCUUAGGUCUUUGGGCACACAAGAUUUGAAGACAGAUAAGCCAGACAGGAACCUGAGAUCUACUGCUUUUUAUCUUUGUAGCUAGAGUCCUUUACUCUGAGCAGUCUGAGGCAUGGACAAGAGGAUGCCAACCAAACCAGAGUUUUCAUCUCAGCCACGUUUGUCAAGGGUUGUCACCAAUCUAUUAUGACCUUCAGCGACUGUAAGGGGAAUAACAAGCUACGCUAUGAGGUCUCAAACCCAUACUUCAAGGUGAACAGUGAUGGUGGCUUAGUUGCCCUGAGAAACAUAACCGCAGUGGGCAGGACUCUGUUCAUCCACGCGCGGACUCCCCAUGCAGAAGACAUGGCAGAGCUCGUGAUUGUCGGGGGCAAAGACAUCCAGGGCUCCUUGCAGGAUAUAUUUAAAUUUGCAAGAACUUCUCCUGUCCCAAGACAAAAGAGAUCCAUCGUGGUAUCUCCCAUUUUAAUUCCAGAGAAUCAGAGACAACCUUUCCCAAGAGACGUGGGCAAGGUAGUCGAUAGUGACAGACCAGAAGGGUCCAAGUUCCGGCUCACUGGAAAGGGAGUGGAUCAAGAGCCUAAAGGAAUUUUCAGAAUCAAUGAGAACACGGGUAGCGUCUCGGUGACACGGUCCUUGGAUAGAGAAAUGAUCGCUACUUAUCAACUAUUUGUGGAGACCACUGAUGUCAAUGGCAAAACUCUUGAGGGACCGGUGCCUCUGGAAGUCAUUGUGAUUGAUCAGAAUGACAACAGACCGAUCUUUCGGGAAGGCCCCUACGUCGGCCACGUCAUGGAGGGGUCACCAACAGGGACCACAGUGAUGCGGAUGACAGCCAUCGACGCGGACGACCCGGCCACCGAUAAUGCCCUCCUGCGGUACAAUAUCCGUCAGCAGACGCCUGACAAGCCGUCUCCCAACAUGUUCUACAUCGAUCCUGAGAAAGGAGACAUUGUCACUGUUGUGUCACCUGCGCUGCUGGACCGGGAGACUCUGGAAAAUCCCAAGUACGAACUGAUCAUCGAAGCUCAGGAUAUGGCCGGACUGGACGUCGGAUUGACGGGCACGGCCACAGCCACAAUCGUGAUCGAUGACAAAAACGAUCACUCGCCAAAAUUCACCAAGAAAGAGUUUCAAGCCACAGUGGAGGAAGGAGCCGUGGGAGUUAUUGUCAAUUUGACAGUCGAAGACAAAGACGACCCCACCACGGGUGCGUGGAGGGCUGCCUACACCAUCAUCAAUGGAAACCCCGGGCAGAGCUUCGAGAUCCACACCAACCCUCAGACCAACGAGGGGAUGCUGUCCGUCGUCAAACCUCUGGACUACGAGAUUUCUGCCUUCCACACCCUGCUGAUCAAAGUGGAAAACGAGGACCCACUGGUACCCGAUGUCUCCUACGGCCCCAGCUCCACGGCGACCGUCCACAUCACCGUCCUGGAUGUCAAUGAGGGUCCGGUCUUCUAUCCAGACCCCAUGAUGGUGACCAGGCGGGAGAACAUCUCCGUGGGCAGCGUGCUGUUGACCGUGAACGCCACGGACCCCGAUUCCCUGCAGCAUCAAACCAUCAGGUAUUCCGUUUACAAGGACCCAGCAGGCUGGCUGAAUAUUAACCCCAUCAAUGGGACAGUUGACACCACGGCCGUGCUGGACCGCGAGUCCCCGUUCGUCCACAACAGCGUGUACACUGCCCUCUUCUUGGCAAUUGACAGUGGCGACCCUCCCGCCACGGGCACUGGAACCUUGCUGAUCACCCUGGAGGACGUGAACGACAACGCUCCCUUCAUUUACCCCACGGUGGCCGAAGUCUGUGAUGACGCCAAAAACCUCAGCUUCGUCAUUCUGGGCGCGUCAGAUAAGGAUCUUCACCCAAACACAGACCCUUUCAAGUUUGAGAUCCAUAAACAGACCGUUCCUGAUAAAGUCUGGAAGAUCUCCAAGAUCAACAACACACACGCCCUGGUGAGCCUUCUGCAAAAUCUAAACAAAGCAAACUACAACCUGCCCAUCAUGGUAACAGAUUCAGGGAAACCACCGAUGACGAACGUCACAGAUCUCAGGGUACAAGUGUGCUCUUGCAGGAAUUCCAAAGUGGACUGCAACGCCGCGGGGGCCCUGCACGCCAGCGUGCCCGCACUCCUGCUCCUCUGCCUCUUCAGUUUGGCUUGUAAGUUGGCCUGACUCCAGCACGUGCACAAGUAGGAAAAUGUAACUGCACCGGGUUCAUGAAGUGGUUUUUUUUCCCCCCAUGCAUCUUUUUAACCCAGAGGAAUCAUGCAUCUUUAGUUUGUGCCUGUGUGAUAGAAAAUGUCACAGGUAAAAAUGCUCCAACUAAUGUUUGAAGGCAUCUUAGCAAUCUCCUGGCAGCCAGUCUGAGGGAUUGUGCAGAGGCUCUCGUUGCCAUCCUGCAAACCAGGUGAUAAGCAAAACUUCCUGCAGAUGCCACUCAACCUGAGCUAAUAAAAAAUGUGCCCGGAUUAGUUAACUGGUGUACCGGGGGCCUGUUUCUCUCUACAUUGUGCAGAAUGAUCUUUUGCAAGGUUAAA